AUGCAGUUCUCCCUGGUCGCCGUCUUCGCCACGCUCGCCACCGCCGCGGUUGCCGCGCCGCAGCCCGUCCAGCGCGAGGCCCAGCUCUCUUGCCCCAUUGUCGAAUGCCUGGCCGCGCUCGCGCCCGCGGCAGCCAUCUGCGGGGUUGCAGCAGCUACGCUGGGGAGGGACACCGCCGCGGAUGUGAACUGCCUGGCCAACGCGGCGAACGCUGGUGUGAACUUCCCCGACAGCUGCCAGCAGUGCGCGGACGAGCUGGGCGUGAAGCUCUAA
Messenger RNA from Schizophyllum commune H4-8, 273 nucleotides. RefSeq lists its product as uncharacterized. The record is from RefSeq and is a predicted model, not a curated record. Bases 1 to 273 code for a protein of 90 amino acids. The transcript has 4 exons. NCBI's taxonomy places the organism in Eukaryota, Fungi, Basidiomycota, Agaricomycetes, Agaricales, Schizophyllaceae.